AUGGCGGGCCUCCUCGCGCAGCCUGCGCGCGUAACGCGGGUGGCCGUCCCCGCGUCCUCUCCGCUAGCAUCCCCCGCCUUCAUUUCCCCUAGUCGCUUUUCUGCAGCCGCUCACGGCCGGAUAGCGGCGCGGCAGCGCAAGUCGCUGGCCGUUAGAGCAGCAGCGGCGGGCGAUUCGAGUGGCGACGGCGACAAUGUGGUAACCCUGCUGGACUACGGCGCGGGAAACGUGCGAAGCGUGCGAAACGCCAUUCGCCUGUUGGGUUACGAGAUCAACGAAGUGAGCGAGCCAGAGGACAUCCUGGCAGCCAAGAAGCUCAUCUUCCCGGGCGUGGGCGCGUUCAGGGCGGCCAUGGACGUGCUGAACGAGAGAGGCCUGGCAGACGCCAUCCGCCAGUACGUGGCGUUGGACCGCCCCUUCCUGGGCAUUUGCCUGGGCCUGCAGCUGCUCUUCGACGGCAGCCAGGAGUUUGGCGAUGUGGAGGGAUUGGGCAUCAUCCCAGGCACUGUGUCCCGAUUCGAUGCAUCCAAGGGGCUCACUGUGCCGCAGAUCGGGUGGAACGGGCUGCAGAUCGUGCAAUCCGAGCCGUCCAUUCUGGAUGGCGUGAAUGGGCGCCACGUGUACUUUGUGCACUCGUACCGAGCCACUCAGACCCCUGACAACAGCGAGUGGGUGCUGGCGACGGCCAACUAUGGCGAGCCGUACGUGGCGGCAGUGAGGAAGGGCAACGUGCAGGCCGUGCAAUUCCACCCAGAGAAGUCGGGCGUGGUGGGCUUGGACAUCCUGCGUCGCUUCCUCGGCCCCAACAGGAGCCAGCAGGCCAACGAGGUGGAGGAAGCAUGCAGCAAGCCCCUGAGGGGCCCUCGAGCAACACAGCUGGCGAAGCGCGUGAUCGCGUGCUUGGAUGUGCGCGCUAACGACCGGGGGGACCUGGUGGUUACCAAGGGCGACCAGUAUGACGUGCGGGAGCAGGGCGAUGAGAGGGAGGUGCGCAACCUGGGCAAGCCAGUGGAGCUGGCGGCACGCUACUUCAGGGAGGGCGCGGACGAGGCUGGGGUGCGCAACCUGGGCAAGCCAGUGGAGCUGGCAGCACGGUAUUUCAAGGAGGGCGCGGACGAGGUGGCGUUUCUCAACAUCACGGGCUUCAGGGACUUCCCCCUGGGGGAUCUGCCCAUGCUCGAGGUGAUAGGGGGACUCGCCCACCCGCCAAGUGAUAGGGGGGAGCUAGUUGCUGUGUUUGUGGGGGGCAAUUCACCAGUGCUCCAGAUGACUGUCAGGGGGCUGAUCUGCCUUGAUUCACCAGUGCUGGAGGGCUGA
This is a messenger RNA of Closterium sp. NIES-65, 1317 nucleotides long. Lineage: Eukaryota; Viridiplantae; Streptophyta; Zygnematophyceae; Desmidiales; Closteriaceae. The record is from the annotation of a GenBank genome assembly.